AUGUUUGUGUUUCAUGUUUUCUUGGUACUUUUCUUGAUUGUAUCAUUAAUACUUCUCGUUCGAUUAUUUCUUCAUCGAACUGCUUUAAUCUUUGUUCUGAGGAAGUGGGGCGAAUGGAUUGAUGAUCGGAUUCAUGUACAUCAGCACUUGAAGGUCCCUGAAUUCAACGAAAACUGUCAGCAAAAUCAGUUCUACCAAAAAGUUUCAGUUUAUGUAAAUUCAUUGGCUUCUGUUGAAGAUUCCGAUUUCACCAAUCUAUUCUCCGGCAAGAAAUCGAAUGACAUCGUUUUGUGCCUCGAUGAUGAUCAAACAAUCACUGAUACUUUUCUCGGAGCACGAGUUUCAUGGAUGAACAAAAUCGGAAGAAAUCAUCGGAGUUUUGUAUUGAAGAUAAAGAAAAAGGAUAAGAGGAGAAUCCUAAAACCUUAUCUUCAACAUAUACAUACAGUUUCUGAUGAUAUUGUUCAAAGAAGGAAGGAUUUGAAGCUACACAUAAAUACUGAUUGUAAUUGGAGAUCUCUUCCAUUUGAACAUCCUGCAAAUCUUGACUCAAUUGCUCUCGAUCCAGAUUUGAAAAACAAGGUGAAAUCCGAUCUUGAAACAUUCAUGAAAUCCAAGCAGUAUUAUCAAAAGCUCGGCCGCGCGUGGAAGCGGAGCUACCUUCUUUACGGUCCGUCUGGCACCGGAAAAUCCAGUUUCGUUGCAGCAAUGGCGAAUUUCCUUUCUUACGAUGUUUACAACGUUAAUUUAUCACAAGUUUCAGAUGAUUCCCAUCUUAACAUGCUUCUGCUGCAAACGACAUCAAAGUCGUUGAUAGUUGUUGAAGAUUUGGAUCGGUAUGUUGCUGAGAAAUCAACGGCUGUCACUUCAUCUGGGCUGAUGAAUUUUAUGGAUGGACUUCUGGGUUCAAGCUUUUGUGAUGGGAGAAUUAUGGUUUUUACUAUGAACAAUAAAGAAGGAAUUGAUUCAGCACUUUUGAGGCCUGGAAGAAUUGAUUUUCAUAUUUAUUUUCCUAUGUGUGAUUUCAAUUCAUUCAAGAGUUUAGCCGGAAGUUAUUUAGGGGUUAAGGAGCAUAAACUGUUUCCACAAGUAGAAGAAAUAUUUCAGAGCGGCGCCACCAUGAGCCCGGCAGAGAUUGGGGAACUGAUGCUAGUGAACCGGAGUUCGCCGAGCCGUGCAUUGAAAUCAGUGAUCACGGCUUUGCAUUCAAACAGAAGAAGCAGCGUCGGCAGUGCUGGUGGUGGAGGAAAGUGUGGACAUAAGUUGAGCGAGAGCGCGGCGUCAUCACCGGUCCAGUCCUCAACCGUUGAGGAUGCUGGUGGCCUGGCCUGGAAGGACACGGUCGUGCCUAAGGAGUUUCGGAAAUUGUACGGACUGCUAAGAUUAAAGAGUUGCAAGAAACCUGAAUCGCUAGACCAUGAUCACGAGAUGAUCGAACGAUGA
Fraxinus pennsylvanica is the source of this 1443-nucleotide messenger RNA. The record is from the annotation of a GenBank genome assembly. NCBI's taxonomy places the organism in Eukaryota, Viridiplantae, Streptophyta, Magnoliopsida, Lamiales, Oleaceae.